CUACCACUCCAGGGGCCCAUCCAUCCCUUCUCCUAGCACUCCAGAGGCACAUCCAAUCUCUCCUCCUACCACUCCAGAGGCCCAUCCAAUCCCUUCUCCUACCACUCCAGAGGCCCAUCCAAUCUCUUCUCCUAGCACUUCAGAGGCCCAUCCAAUCUCUUCUCCUAGCACUCCAGAGGCCCAUCCAAUCUCUUCUCCUACCACUACAGAGGCCCAUCCAAUCUCUUCUCCUACCAUUCCAGAGGGUCCAUCCCAUCCCUUCUCCUACCACUACAGAGGCCCAUCUCAUCUACUGUCCAGACUUCCAGCAUCUAGUGUUGGGUUACCCGGUGCGCGACCAGACUUUGUCUCUGGAAUUAAAAGUGGGACUUUGCCAGACUUCCACCAGCCAAGGGUGGCCUGUCCAGCUCUACCUGGCCACAGACAGACAGUACCACCACCAACUGAACAUCUGUUGCUAAUCCCCAACCCAGUCCCCAGUUCCUCAGCCCAAUCCCACUGCAGGGGAGGAUGGGUGAUGGGCCUUUGAGUUUCCCUGGCCUCUCUCCUUCCGUCUCUCUCAUCCUCGCAUGGAGCCUCCGUCUGACACCUCCAGUUCCCCCUGGGACACCUCCAACUCCCUCUCCAGAUCUCCAGGGCCAUGGCUCCCAGCCCUCCCAGUCUCGCUGCACCCCAACGUGAGUUUUCCUGUGGGCAUCGGCGCCAGCGGAGCCCCCCUGUCCCUGACCCACUCCCUGGCCCUGGUUGCCAUGCUCCUCAUGGACCUCCUGGCCGUCGUUGGCAACCUAGCUGUCAUGGCCGUCAUCACCAAGACGCUGCAGCUGAGGAAGUUCGCCUUCGUGUUCCAUCUGUGUCUGGUCGACCUACUGGCGGCUCUGGUUCUGAUGCCUCUGGGGAUGCUGUCGGACCGGAUCUUGGUGCAUGAUGAGGCACUCUGCCAGAGCUACCUCUGCCUGAGUGUAGGGCUGGUCAGUGCUGCCAUUUUGUCUAUCUCAGCCAUCAACGUGGAGAGGUAUUACUACAUCGUCCAUCCGAUGCGCCAUGAGGUGAAAAUGACAGCAGGGGUGGUUGUGGCAGUGUUAGUCGGGAUCUGGGUCAAAGCUAUUGUGAUGUCAGCUCUGCCUCUACUGGGCUGGGUGCCCCAGGGAAACCAGGGGGUAGGUGUCGGACUUGGAAUAGGACUAGGGAGUCCCAUGAUCCCGGGUCCUCCAAGCCAGAGACGUUGCUCCCUACACUGGACUGGAGGAGGAGGGACCACACGAUUAAUCUUCAUGGUCUUCUUCACCUUUGUCUACUUCCUGUGUGCAGUACUGAUCAUCCUUAUUGUGUACUGUAACAUGUUUAAAGUAGCCCGGGUGGCAGCCAUGCAGCAUGGCCCCUUACCGACCGGGAUGGACACACCUGGGCCCCGCCCUCACCGCUCCGAGUCCCUCAGCAGCCACUCCACCAUGGUUGUCAGCUUGGGGGGCCCUGGGGGCCCAUGUCCUCCACUCCGCACCCCCAGUCAAAGGACCUUCAACGGGGGUAAAGCCGCGGCAGUCCUGGUGGCGGUUGGAGGCCAGUUCCUAUGCUGCUGGCUGCCUUACUUCUCCUUCCACCUGUACGCCGCCCUGGUCUCUACCCCCCAGGCCUCCCUGGUCUCUACCCAGCUGGAAGAAGUCGUGACCUGGAUUGGUUACUUCUGCUUCACCUCCAACCCUUUCUUCUACGGCUGUCUGAAUCGGCAGAUCCGAACAGAGCUGGGCCGAAGCCUGGCCUGUCUCUUUAAGCGGGCGGGGCCGGGCGAUGGGGAUCAGCUGGCCAGCAGAGAGGCCUCCAUCGAGGAGAACUUCCUCCAGUUCCUUCAGGGGACAGGGUGCAGUCUGGAGCCCUCCACCCAGGCACACAGCAGGGCUAGCAGGACCGAGGAGGAGGCGGGGGAGAGGGGCCCUCUUCGAGAUGUACCUCGUCAGGACAACACUCUGGUUCAGGAACACACGCCUGUUGACUUCCACAUCCCUGGACAGAUUAUCGAGAAGACCUCGGAGUCCUUGGAGCAGCAGGAUCUGAAUCUGAACGAUGGCAUCAACCUAGCGGAAAACUGCUGCAGAGUAAACAGGACCGUGCUGGACAGUGCCUGAACUCUAGUAUUGGACGUUCAUUCGUACAGUAGGCCUGUUUUUGGACCAGGCAUCAGAGGUAGAAACACUAAAGCCUUCGUCUGCAGGCCACACAUCGGCGUAGAAGUCCUGUGGUGGAAACGGCAGGUAGAUGACCUGUCCUUUAGAACGUCUGGGGUAUUUCUAUUUGAUGCUUUUUUUUGACGAUUUUGU
Messenger RNA from Oncorhynchus nerka (sockeye salmon), 2312 nucleotides. RefSeq names its product G-protein coupled receptor 61-like. Lineage: Eukaryota; Metazoa; Chordata; Actinopteri; Salmoniformes; Salmonidae. The record is from RefSeq and is a predicted model, not a curated record. Gene Ontology annotation, biological process: G protein-coupled receptor signaling pathway. Bases 570 to 2120 code for a protein of 516 amino acids. The transcript has 2 exons. Gene Ontology annotation, molecular function: G protein-coupled receptor activity. Gene Ontology annotation, cellular component: signaling receptor complex; endosome; plasma membrane.